AAGUUCAGGGUGAAAUGUAUAAGAGCGCACUGUGAAGUAUAAGAGCGGUAUACAGGUCAAAGAAGAAGAAGAAAAAGAUGACAUCAAGAUCAAGCUUAGAAAAAUAAUAUGGAAGCAAUAAAAUAAGGAAAUUAUUGUGCUACAUUGUAUUAUAGUGAGCAAAUAUAGUGUAAUCCCAUGGAAAAGUAAAGAGUUUCGAUAAGCAAGAGGACCUGUGAAGCGGUACAAAGCAAUACAGGGUAAAAGAAGAAGAAGAAGAAGGUGGGACGCGGGAGAGUCAGUCGUCCAGCACGCACACCAUGAAUCAGCUUCAGCCACCCGAGGACUUCCCAUUUCCGUUCCCUCCAUAUGACAUCCAGAAGGAUUUCAUGAAGAAGUUGUUCUCUGUAUUGAAUGAGGGCCAACUUGGGAUAUUUGAGAGUCCAACAGGAACAGGGAAGUCAUUAAGUCUCAUCUGUGGGGUGCUGACCUGGCUCAAGCUCCACAAUGACCAUUACAAGGCUGAGCUCCUACAGAAGAUAGAAGAUGCAAAAAAGACAGUUGAUGAGGGUCCAGACUGGUUUGCUGCUGCUACCAAGAGGAUAAUGGAAAAAGGGGAAGCUGAAAGGUGUCAAAAGGAGUUAGAAAUUAUAAAGAAACAAGAAGAGCGAGUAAAUGCCCUGAAGGAGCACCGCAAACUGGUCAAGAAUUCCAGAAUACAGAAGCUGAAUGAUGAGUUUGAUGAUUUGUUCCAAGACUUGCAUGAGGUUAAGGAGGACAUUAGCCGUGAAUUAAAUGCAAUCAGAGGCGAGAAUAUGCUACCUCCUGAGGAAGAGACACUAUUGCUGGAUAACUAUGACAGUGAUUGUGAAGGAGAAGGGAAACCUGAACCCGAGGAAGAUUCAGAUCAAGGCUGUUUAAAGAUCUUUUACUGCAGCCGGACGCACUCCCAGCUUUCCCAGUUUGUGAGAGAGAUUCAGAAAACCGUGUUUGGAAAGGAGGCUCGCGUAGUUUCCUUGGCCUCACGUCAGAAUCUGUGUGUCAACGAAGAUGUCAGCAAACUGCCCAGUAUAUCCCUCAUUAAUGACAGGUGCUUGGAUCUGCAGAGAGGGAAAAAAAACAAAGUCACCAAGCAGGAAGGCAAUGGCAACCCCAGCAAGAAGAAGCGGACGUCAGCUGGCUGCCCAUAUUAUCGUCAAAGUGCUGUAGAUGCCUUGGUUGAUCAGGUGCUGCUGGAGGUGCAGGACAUUGAGCAACUGGCGACCCUUGGCAGGAAGACGAAUAGCUGCCCAUACUAUGCUUCCAGACAUGCUGUGAAAGAUGCUCAGGUAGUGGUUCUGCCCUACAACAUGCUGCUCCAUCGUGGUACAAGAGAAGCCUCGGGCAUCAAACUCAGUGGUAAUGUGGUGAUCAUAGAUGAGGCUCACAACCUUCUUGAGACUAUCUCCAGCAUCCACUCAGUGUUUCUCUCUCUGCGGCAGCUCCAAGGAGCUCAUGCCCAGCUGAGCCAGUACCUUCAUCGUUACACCAAGAGGCUCUCCCCCAAGAACUUGCUCUACAUCAAGCAGAUUCUCUUCUUCAUGCAUUCCCUCAUCAAGAUGCUGAAUGAAGGUUCCAGGGAUGGAAAGAGUGCCAUGCCUGCGUCCACACCCACAUCCAGGAUGCUGGCAGUGCACCAAUUUUUAGCAGAGACUCUAACUGACAAACUUAACUUUUUCAAGUUAGUUCAGUACAUUGAGAAGAGCAAGAUUGCCCACAAGCUCCACUCCUUCAGUCAGCAUUUUGAGGGUUCUGUUAAGGUCAGUCAGCCGUGCAAGAAGCAUGCUGUUACCUCACCAACUACCUCCACCUCUUCUUUCCUAGCCAAGUUGUCUGCCAGUAAACAUGUGCCGGCUAAGCUUAAAGGAGAAGACAAUCAAGGAGAGAUGAACAAGAAAUUUGAAGAACAGAAGGAAGAGGAAGAAGUGGUAAUGGGAUCCCCACUGAUGCAAGUCCUAGAGCUCUUGAAGGCUUUACAACAUCCCACGGCAGAUGGAAGAGUUGUGGUGACUAUGAGCUCCACCCCAUGCCACUCAUCCAUCAAAUAUAUGCUCCUUAAUCCUGCCUCACAUUUCCAUGAUAUUGUCACUAAGUGCAGGUCCGUGGUGGUGGCUGGGGGCACCAUGCAGCCCUUCAGUGAGUUCCGGGACCAGCUGUUUCUUUCAGCUGGAGGAGAAGCAAGCCGUGUCCAGAAUUUUUCUUGUGGCCAUGUGAUUCCUGCUAACCAGUUACUCCCUGUUGCACUUCCUCAAGGACCCACUGGUGUCACUCUUGACUUUACAUAUCAACAUAGAGCCGACCCCAAAGUGCUUGAUGAACUGGGCCGAGUGUUGGUGAAUGUGGUCACAGUUGUGCCUGGUGGGGUGGUGUGUUUCCUCCCAUCUUACGAGUAUGCAAGGAAGGUGUUUUCUUACUUUGCCUCCUCUGGUGUCCUGACAAGACUUUCUGCCAAAAAGAAGGUAUUUCAAGAACCAAGGAAAUCUAAUCAGUUGGAUGCAGUGCUGAAUGAAUAUUCAAAAAACAUCAAUCUGACAGCCUCCAGCACCAGUGGGGUUACUGGCAGCCUGUUGUUUAGUGUUGUAGGAGGAAAAAUGAGUGAGGGGAUCAACUUCAGUGACGAGUUAGGCCGAUGUGUUGUGAUGGUUGGACUGCCCUACCCAAACACUCACUCCCCUGAACUAAAGGAGAAGAUGCUCUACCUCAACAGGAAUGUGUCCACAGGUUUGGAAGGGAAGACAGCAGGAUCAGUCUUCUAUGAAAACCUGUGUUUUAAAGCUGUCAACCAAUCCAUAGGGCGAGCCAUCCGUCAUAGACAGGACUAUGCCAGCAUCUUGUUGCUGGACCAUCGCUACUGCCGACAGUCUUCCAUCCAGGCGCUGCCAAGCUGGAUCUCAAAACAUCUCUGUGUCACAAAAAGAUUUCCAGAAGCCUUCAGUCUUCUGAGAAAGUUCUUCGUAGAGAAACGAUUGGUGGCAGCAGUGUCAGAUGCUGUGUAGAUGAUGUACGUCUUGACUGGCACAAGUUAUGUACAUUCUCUUCAUCAGCAUUCAAAAAUAAGUCAUUACAAUAAACAAAACACUGUUUGAAAUUUUGAUAUUUAUUUAAUGAAUGUUAAGCUUUUUUAAAAUGUCAAAAUUAUGAUUCUUGAUGUUGUUGAAUAAAAGACAUUCAUUA
Molecule: messenger RNA, 3192 nt
Organism: Eriocheir sinensis (Chinese mitten crab)
Lineage: Eukaryota; Metazoa; Arthropoda; Malacostraca; Decapoda; Varunidae
Product: ATP-dependent DNA helicase DDX11-like
Exons: 21
Coding region: 300-3014 (904 amino acids)
Biological process (GO): establishment of sister chromatid cohesion; nucleobase-containing compound metabolic process
Cellular component (GO): nucleus
Molecular function (GO): hydrolase activity, acting on acid anhydrides, in phosphorus-containing anhydrides; DNA helicase activity; DNA binding
Source: RefSeq, a predicted model, not a curated record